Molecule: messenger RNA, 480 nt
Organism: Anthostomella pinea
Lineage: Eukaryota; Fungi; Ascomycota; Sordariomycetes; Xylariales; Xylariaceae
Source: the annotation of a GenBank genome assembly
AUGGAGCCAUCUGGUAUUCGCAAGCUGAUGGCCAAAGGAUUCGAUAUAGCCAGCGGCAACAUGCAGGGCCCACGGGCAGCUGUUCUGGUGGCAUCACUGUCGAAUACGCAAGACGAGACGACUAGACGGGGAGAUACUGUCCAGAAUGGGGAGCUGAGCAAUGCCCCCUUGUGGAUGAAGGCCGUGCCGACGAAUGUCAUGAAGGCUUUGGCUCCCGAAUCUGACGCUCCAACAAUCACCGAUGCGAUUCUGAGGAUUACGCGGAAACGAUUCUCUAGCCUGAUUCUUAUGCCGUUGGAGCAGGUUGAUGUCAACAAGCCUCUGGCACAGUUUGGUGUCGACAGUAUGAUCGCUGCAGAUGUUCGCACCUGGCUCUGGAACAGCUUCAGAGUCGAUAUCCCAUUUCUCGACAUUCUGAACAGUCAGAAGACGCUGAGCGGUCUGGCUGAGCUGUUGGGGAUGAGGUUGAGCGGGACAUAA